Molecule: messenger RNA, 657 nt
Organism: Sphenostylis stenocarpa
Lineage: Eukaryota; Viridiplantae; Streptophyta; Magnoliopsida; Fabales; Fabaceae
Source: the annotation of a GenBank genome assembly
AUGAAGCUCACAGGCUCCCUCCUACUCCUCACUCUUGCUUUGGUGUUAACCACCAUCUCUGCAGCGGAUCCUGAUCCUCUUCAAGACCUCUGUGUCGCUGACCUUGCCUCAGCUGUUAAAGUGAAUGGAUUCGUUUGCAAAGCUGCUUCCAAGGUAGAUGCCUCUGAUUUCUUCUCAGACAUACUAGCCAAACCAGGUGCCACGAACAACACCUAUGGCUCCUUGGUGACUGCAGCCAAUGUAGAGAAAAUCCCAGGACUCAACACCCUUGGUGUGUCUUUGUCACGCGUUGACUAUGCUCCAGGUGGCAUCAACCCUCCCCACACUCACCCACGUGCCACCGAGAUUGUGUUCGUGCUCGAAGGUACACUCGAUGUGGGGUUCAUAACCACAGCCAAUGUGCUCAUAUCAAAGACCAUCUACAAGGGUGAAAUUUUUGUGUUCCCAAAAGGCUUAGUUCACUUCCAGAAGAACAAUGCAAAGGAACCUGCUUCAGUCCUUGCAGCCUUCAACAGUCAAUUACCUGGCACACAGUCCAUUGCUCUCACCUUGUUUACAGCCACACCACCUGUUCCAGACAAUGUGUUGAGCAAGGCAUUCCAGAUUGAUACCAAGGAGGUUGAGAAAAUCAAGCAUGCGCUUGCACCUAAGAAAUAA